CACGUCCUGCUUGAGAGAGACUGUUCCCAGCGUCUCAGUGCUAUGGGGAGCAGGUGCCUCCUGGUCCUGCUCUCAGGUCUCACUGUCUUACUGGCUCUGCCAGGAUCAGAAGCCAAGAAUUCUGGAGCUUCCUGUCCACCAUGCCCUAAAUAUGCCAACUGCCACAACAGCACCCACUGUACUUGUGAAGAUGGCUUUCAGGCCAGGUCUGGCAGGACAUACUUUCAUGAUUCCUCUGAGAAGUGUGAAGAUAUUAAUGAAUGUGAGACCGGGCUGGCAAAGUGCAAGUAUAAUGCAUAUUGUAGAAAUAAAAUUGGAGGUUACAUCUGUAGCUGUUUGGUAAAAUAUCCUAUCUUCAACGUGCUGGCUAGUAUUAUAGAUUAUGAUCAUCCAGAUUGUUAUGAGAACAGUCGAGGGACGACACAGUCAAACGUGGAUAUCUGGGAAAAUCUGAGAAGAGAUGGAAGCAGAGAGGACUUUGCAAGAAGGGCUACUCAACUAAUUCAAAGCGUGGAGUUGGGCAUCUGGAAUACGAGUUUUGCUUCUCCAGGAAAGGGUCAAAUUUCUGAAUUUGAUGUAGUCUAUGAAACCAAGAGGUGCAAUGAGACAAGGGAGAACGCUUUUCUGGAAGCUGGAAAUAACACCAUGGAUAUCAACUGUGCUGAUGCUUUAAAAGGAACCCUAAGAGAGAGCACUGCAGUUGCCCUUAUCACGUAUCAAUCUCUUGGGGAUAUUCUGAAUGCAUCCUUUUUUAGUAAAAGAAAAGGGAUGCAGGAAGUAAAACUGAACUCUCAUGUUGUGAGUGGCACCAUCGGUUUGAAGGAAAAAAUUUCCCUGUCUGAACCUGUGUUCCUGACUUUUCACCAUAAACAGCCUGGUGACAAGAGAACAAAACAUAUCUGUGUCUACUGGGAGGGAUUGGAGGGAGGCAGCUGGUCCACGGAGGGCUGCUCUCACGUGUACAGCAAUGGUUCUUACACCAAAUGCAAGUGCUUCCAUCUGUCCAGCUUUGCCGUCCUCGUGGCUCUUGCCCCCAAGGAGGACCCUGUGCUGACCGUGAUCACCCAGGUGGGGCUGACCAUCUCUCUGCUGUGCCUCUUCCUGGCCAUCCUCACCUUCCUCCUGUGCCGGCCCAUCCAGAACACCAGCACCUCCCUCCAUCUACAGCUCUCCCUCUGCCUCUUCCUGGCCCACCUCCUGUUCCUGACGGGCAUCAACAGAACUGAGCCUGAGGUGCUGUGCUCCAUCAUUGCAGGGCUGCUGCACUUCCUCUACCUGGCUUGCUUCACCUGGAUGCUCCUGGAAGGGCUGCACCUCUUCCUCACCGUCAGGAACCUCAGGGUGGCCAACUACACCAGCACGGGCAGAUUCAAGAAGAGGUUCAUGUGCCCUGUAGGCUACGGGAUCCCAGCUGUAAUUAUUGUUGUGUCAGCAAUAGUUGGACCCCAGAAUUAUGGAACAUUUACUCACUGUUGGCUCAAGCUUGAUAAAGGAUUCAUCUGGAGCUUCAUGGGGCCAGUGGCAGUCAUUAUCUUGAUAAACCUGGUGUUCUACUUCCAAGUUCUGUGGAUUUUGAGAAGCAAACUUUCCUCCCUCAAUAAAGAAGUUUCCACCAUUCAGGACACCAGAGUCAUGACAUUUAAAGCCAUUGCUCAGCUAUUUAUCCUGGGCUGUUCUUGGGGCCUUGGUUUUUUUAUGGUUGAAGAAGUAGGGAAGACGAUUGGAUCAAUCAUUGCAUACUCAUUCACCAUCAUCAACACCCUUCAGGGAGUGUUGCUCUUUGUGGUACACUGUCUCCUUAAUCGCCAGGUUCGAAUGGAAUACAAAAAGUGGUUUAGUGGGAUGCGGAAAGGGGUAGAAACUGAAAGCGCUGAGAUGUCUCGCUCUACUACCCAAACCAAAACGGAAGAAGUGGGGAAGUCCUCAGAAUUCUUUCAUAAAGGAGACACUGCAACAUUAUCUGCAGAUUCAACCAAGCAACCGCAGCCACAGGUUCAUCUCGUCUCUGCUGCUUGGCUAAACGUGAACUGACCUGGCAAAUGCCAUGGCAAUGACCCGGAAGUUACUGCACCUUUCCGUUUGUCUACAGCGCCCCUGUGGUCACACAUAGAUUGGACAAAUGCCACUAUUUCUGGCUUUCCUGUGAAAAGUCCAGGCUCAUUCACCUAUUUUGGCUUUUUAUGUUCAUAGAAAGAACAAGACAUUUGCGAGAAUUCUUAGAUCCAGAGUCCAGUAGUGUGGCACGUGCAAUGAAGUGUCCGAAGGAUGCAUUUUAAAGAUGGCGGGCGGGAGAAGUGGAUUUUCUUCUUGCAGCUACUGCCACCUUGCCAGAAACUCACUAACUGGCAUCUGGAUUCAGCUCAUAGUUCCCUUUCUGGCCUCUCUUGCUGUAUUUUAUGCUCCCAAAGAUCUUACAUUAACAAUCCACAUUCACAUAAUUCAACAAUUUUCAUAUGGAUCAGUAUUAAAGAGGGUGUUGCAUUUUGCAAUACAAAAAUGCAUCAUCAUCCCAGCUUAGGGGUGU
Messenger RNA from Nomascus leucogenys (northern white-cheeked gibbon), 2524 nucleotides. RefSeq names its product putative adhesion G protein-coupled receptor E4P. Gene Ontology annotation, biological process: cell surface receptor signaling pathway; adenylate cyclase-activating G protein-coupled receptor signaling pathway. NCBI's taxonomy places the organism in Eukaryota, Metazoa, Chordata, Mammalia, Primates, Hylobatidae. Gene Ontology annotation, cellular component: membrane. Gene Ontology annotation, molecular function: calcium ion binding; G protein-coupled receptor activity. The transcript has 16 exons. The record is from RefSeq and is a predicted model, not a curated record. Bases 43 to 2031 code for a protein of 662 amino acids.